AAAAGAUUUUUCCAAACUUUGACUAUAGAAGCAGAUGAGAGUGUGAAAGACACACUAAUGGAAUGUAUAAAUCAUGUCAAAUCUCUUGAUCAGAAUAUCCUUUCUGUUAGUUUUGAUAUGUCAUGGUCACAUAAUGAAACCUGUUCUUCCAAGAUCAGAGAGUUUUGGCAAGAAAGAAAUCUUCAAAUUACUCUUAAGGAAAAGACUGUGAAAAGUACCAAAAGAAUUAUCAAUCAAAUUAAUAUAGUACAAGAUGAAGUGAGCAAUGUUUUAGUUCUCAGUAAGAGGGACAAUCUAAGGAGACUACAAUCAGGAAUUGAGGUUAAUAUUGAAGAAGAUGGUUGCUCAAACAAACAUAAAUGUGGAAUGGAAAAGGAAGAACCUCCAACUGUGGUACUAAGGGAACAAAAAAAUGCUUGCUAUGCUGAGAGCUCAUCAGAAACAGAUUCACCAAAAUCAGAUUACAAAGAAUUUAAGGAUAAAUAUGGAUUUAUAACAAAAAAAUAUAUCUGUAAAGUUUAUGAUCCUUGCGAAGGUACACCAUCUCCCACAACACAUGAAGAUACAAGCCCAAUCAUUGUGACACCAAACAAGCCUGUUAUAACUAACAUAUCAUACAAUCAAUACUCUAUGCACAUGAUUUGUGCUUUUGGGUCAACAUUGCAUCUUGUUAAAGAAGCCACUGACAAACAAUUAUAUGAAGAAAUUGAGAGAAUUAUAAUGGCAGAGACAGAAUUUGGAGACAAUGACAUAACAGAAAACAUAAGAAAUUCCUUUCCCAACAUAAAAUACGAAUGGAUAGGAAAAGAAGUUAGAUCAAUAAAAGAUGUAAAUAACAUUUUUUCGUGUAAUAUUAAUAUAAAACCUCGAAAAACAGAUUUGUUAAUUUUGAGGUUAUCAGACACAACUGAAAUUUUAGAUAUUGAAGUUUCUGGACCACCAUAUAAUUCUACUAAAAAACACACUGUUGGGGAUGCAAAAAAGCUUCUUUUGAUAUCUGUUUGCAAUUUAUGUAAAAUACUUGCAAACAAUUUUGAUUGUUUGAUCAAGGACACAAAACAAGUUAGGACAUAUUGCAUUCAACAAGAAAAAAUACAAAAAAAAAUUCAUUCAUUUAUUCCUUCAAUUGAUAAUAAUAAUGGUGAAGAUUUACAGGAAUGGGUACAUCAACCUGAUGAUGAUUUAACAGUUGUAACGGAAGAUGAUAUGGAUGAACUCUUUUUGUAA
This is a messenger RNA of Entrophospora candida, 1227 nucleotides long. The record is from the annotation of a GenBank genome assembly. NCBI's taxonomy places the organism in Eukaryota, Fungi, Glomeromycota, Glomeromycetes, Entrophosporales, Entrophosporaceae.